CAACAAUCGACGCCGAGUUCGAGCCCAGAAGGUCCACAACACCAGGCAUGAAAAUAGAAGUACCGGGAAACUAUAGUUUAAUAUUUAUAAUUACAUUUAAAUAUCUUUCUCAGUACCUGUUUGACUCUGCGUUUUUUGCUAGCUAAACAGCACCAUGUUUAUCUCUUCACAAAACUUGCCGCCCUCCUUCAAGGGUUUCACCCUCGUCAUGCCGGCAGUGGCUGUUGGUAAUGUAGGCCAGCUGGCUGUGGACCUCGUGGUGUCCACCCUCAACAUGAGCAGAGCGGGCCACAUACACACAGACUGUCUCAUCCCCAUGGCUGGGAACAACCCGUACGCCACCUGUAAAGAGGAAGCGGAGGAGCUGCACACCCCUGCAGAAGUUUACACAGCAGCAGAACUGAAGUUAGCAGUUCUUCAAAUCAGGGCGCCAAUUAUUCAGACAAAAUCCAAAAAGUUCCGUCAGCUGCUCGUGUCUUGGAUCAAAGCCAGCGGGUUCUCCAGGACCGUAGUUCUGUCCAGCAGCCACGCCUACCAGAGGGACGACCAACAGCUGCAAGGCACUCCUUUGAGGUACCUGGUCACUCCGUCCCUGCUGAAGGUGAGUGCGGACGCGUUGAAAGAGCUAGGCUGGAAGGAGAUGGAGCGAGUGGCGGCCUUCCCAGGACUGACCGACGCCAACACAGAGCCGCGCCUCUACAUCCCUGGAGGAGGCAUAACCCAAGGACUCUUCACAGACAGCUGUGCGGAGGAUCUCCCGCUGGCUGUGCUGCUGCUCUUCUGUUCAGAGGGCGACAACAUCCCAGACGCCUUCACGCUUGUCAACCACCUCAACGCCUGGCUCCAUCUGCUGGACAAUCCUAGCCAAGAGCCCAACAAAUGGAAGAUCCCAACUUCUUGGAGUCUUCUGUUUGGCAGCGGCAUCCCUCCAGCACUGUUCUGAUACACACACACACACACACACACAUACAUAUUUAGAUUUUGCUAUUUAUAGCUCAUAAUUAGCUUCUGGGGAAUGCAGCAAAUUCAAGACCCGGAAAACUCACAAAUGAUUUCUUUGAUGUCUGUGCCAUGACACCUUUGCAUUUUUCAGACCGUUGUGAACUCUUCAGUGGGGUAAAAUCUGGUUAAUUAAGAGGAUGGCUUUUUGUGUCCUAAACUGAUAAUACUGAAGGCCACUUUCAGCUAUUAAACAAUGUAGUAUGUUGAAUUUACCUUGCCUGAACAUAAAACAUGGUUGUAAACUGACCACACAAGAACCCUCCCACUCCUGGAAAUGUAUUGCAGUUUCCUUUUAAUUUGAUAAUAAUCUUAAAAUGUACAAACAUAACAUCAUGUACAGGACCCAAACAUGCACUUAUGGACCACUAUUUCCUAGUAUUGUAGCAUCUGAAUGUUGACUGUUUUUUCCAAUAAAAGAUUGUUACUAGAUUGUU
Siniperca chuatsi (mandarin fish) is the source of this 1436-nucleotide messenger RNA. RefSeq names its product proteasome (prosome, macropain) assembly chaperone 2 (gene psmg2). The transcript is spliced from 7 exons. The record is from RefSeq and is a predicted model, not a curated record. Gene Ontology annotation, biological process: proteasome assembly. Gene Ontology annotation, cellular component: cytosol; nucleus. The coding region runs from base 155 to 943 and encodes 262 amino acids. Lineage: Eukaryota; Metazoa; Chordata; Actinopteri; Centrarchiformes; Sinipercidae.